AUGGCUUCCACAUACUCACUACCGUCUGACUAUACCGAAGACAAUCCGUUCACAAAGAAGGAGAUCUCCCUGUUCAUCGUGAUCUACACGUUUUGCGUCGUCAUGCUAAUUGUGAUGUACGAGCACUUGAUGCCGGUCAUCAAUAAUCCAACAUAUCCACAUUAUAAUAAAGUUCCGUCUUUUGAUUUUGUUGCUCCGCAACAGACUCCUGGAUUUUAG
Messenger RNA from Caenorhabditis elegans, 219 nucleotides. RefSeq names its product 9.7 kDa protein (gene W01D2.6). The transcript has a single exon. Bases 1 to 219 code for a protein of 72 amino acids. NCBI's taxonomy places the organism in Eukaryota, Metazoa, Nematoda, Chromadorea, Rhabditida, Rhabditidae. The record is from RefSeq and is marked reviewed.